ACAUCGGAUUCUUCUGUCUGAGCUUGUGAUCUUUUACAGACCUUGUAGGGUCAGGAAUGCAUCGCAGUUGUGAAGGAUAAAUAAACUUGUUAUUUUAGCUUUGAGAUAUAAGUCAAAAUUAUGCAGGCAUCAAAAGAAAGAAGCGGAUCCUCAGAAGUGCCGCAAAGGGUCUCUCCUCGAGCUGUUCGUCAACUCAAGCCAACCAAAGCUUUUGAGCGCUAUUCACCAAGAAGACUAGUCUCUGAGAAGAAGCUCCCCGGCAGAAUAUCAGAAUUGGAGUUGCAAAAUUCACAGCUUCAAGAAGAACUAAAGAAGGUGAAGGAUCAGUUAAAUUCAUCCGAAUCAUGCAACAAGGAAGCUCUGCAAGAUGCCGAGGAGUUCAGGAAGCAAAUGUUGGCCAUGUCUGCAAAGGUUGAAAUUUGUCGAAAGCCGCUACUUGAGCCUGCUUCUGAGAGGCCUCUUAUUGUUGAACUCGACACGGUAUCACAAGGGGGGGAUCGAGCCUGGCUGUCAGAGCUUGAAGCUAUCCGAAAGCAGCAGUCUGUUUACAUAGAUGUGAAUGAGAUUCAGCAACUUAAGGAUCAUCUUGAAAUGGUGGCUGAAUCUGAGACUAAACAAACCAAGCAAGCAGAUUCAGCACAUUUGGAUCUCGAGAACUUGAAAGGAAACCUGGUUGACACUCUUUCUCUUGUAUCGAACAUGAAAAACCGGCUAAAGGACGGCCGAGAAUCGGAAGCUCCAGCUGAAGUAUUGGCCAGUGAAACUCUUUUACAACUAGAAGCUGCGAGAAAGACUGUGGAGGCGCUUAGAUCGGAAGGCGUGAAGGCCGUUGAAGCUUACAAUUCCAUUGCUUCAGACUUACAUCAAUCCAAGGAACGUGUUUAUUCACUGCAAGGUCCUUUGAACAAACUUAAGGCAGACCUGACUGAUGCUGGGGGCAACAAUUCCCUAGAUUCAGAUGGUGAUCAUAUCGUAGUUGAGCACCAAACCCGAGAAGAUGAGAAACAUGAGGAAUCUCAUCAGCUUGAAGCAGAGAUUUCUUCUUUAAGAUCUGCUCUUGAAACUUCUGAGAUUAAACGCCAUGAAGAACAAAUCCAAAGCAUUAUACAGAUAAAGAGUGCCAAUGAACAGAUGGACCGGAUAAAAUCAGAAGCAAACUCGAGAGAGGCUGAGUUGUUAGCUAAACUUCAGAAAGCAAACCUUUAUAUUACUACUUUGAAGGCAAAUUUGAUGGCUAAGGAGACCGAAUUGCAGGGUAUUUCGGACCAAAAUGAAGAGCUACACAUGAAGCUUGAGAAAAGCCCGUCAUGUCAACUAGAACCGGAACAAAAUGAGCUCAAGGCAUUGAAGGAAGCUGUUGAUGACCUGAAGGCAAAUAUGAUGGAUAAGGAGACAGAACUUCAAUAUAUGGAAGAAGAGAAUGAGAUGCUCCGGUCGGAAAUCCGUAAACGAGACAUGAACAUAAGCAAAACAAACGAUAAGGUGGCUGUUGAGCUAGAGUUGGCAAGGGCUGCUAAGCUAGAAGCUACUACGAAGCUUGAACUUGCAAUGGAGGAGGCAGAUAAGAAUAGCAGGAGAGCAACCAGGGUGACCGAACAGCUUGAGGCCAUGCAGGCAGACAAUUCGGCAAUGGCGGUCGAGUUGAGAAGAUUGAAGGUGCAAUCAGAGCAGUGGCGCAAGGCUGCAGAAUUAGCCGCAGCAAUGCUUACGGCAAGUAAUAAUGGGAAGAAGUUCAUUGAAAGAACCGGUUCACUGGAUAGCAACCAUUAUUCAAAGAUUGGCUCCCCUUUUACUGAAGAUAUGGAUGAUGAUUUUCUGAAGAAGAAAAAUGCCAACAUGCUGAAGAAGAUUGGGGUCUUAUGGAAGAAACAACAGAAAUAA
Molecule: messenger RNA, 1881 nt
Organism: Hibiscus syriacus
Lineage: Eukaryota; Viridiplantae; Streptophyta; Magnoliopsida; Malvales; Malvaceae
Product: interactor of constitutive active ROPs 3-like
Exons: 3
Coding region: 121-1881 (586 amino acids)
Source: RefSeq, a predicted model, not a curated record